UCCUCUCCCCCAUCCACCUCCUCUUCCUCUUAUUUCUCACUGCAUCUCCUCUGCCACCUGCCACAGCAGCGACGCAGCGAUGGAGAGCUGCUGCAAAUUAUAGUAACCCAGUCCAGACAUUCGAGAGAGACAGAGAAACACAUUGCGGAAAAGAGAGCUAGAGAAGGGGAGAGAGAGGCGUAGAGAAAGAGAGAGAGAGUGAUAAGCGAAAACACAGAAACAUAUGGUUUGUCUGAAGAGCGUCUGUUUCUGAGGACCGCUGAACCGGGCUGAAACUUAUUCAACCACCGCGAUUAACAACUACGAGGCACGUUUGAUUCGUCUUUUUCCACACACUUCUUCGCUUCGUUUUCGCGUGCUCUCACCUGUGUUUACACCUCUGUUUGAUUAGGCUACUUUGUACGGGGUGGGUUGCGGUUGUUGGACCUCCCCGAACGCGCGCGCACACAUACACACGCGUACACAAGAGAUCAUCACAAGACGCGGUGCAGCCCUCAGAAGCUUCUUGCUAGGAGGAAAUUGAAUUAGACAAGUUAUUCGCACUGAAGAGGAGGACAAGAGGGGCUGGCUCUCGGCUUUCCUUUGCCCCCCCCAAUCCAACCCAAACCGCCCGGCUCACCGUGUCUCCUCCGGGCCCACCAGGAGUCUCUCAAAUCCCCCUUCCCCCUCCACUCUCUCUCUCUCUCCUCCUCCCUCCUUCUCCUGUAUCAAACCAUGUCUGGACAGACUGUGACCAUCCCGGACGACCGGGCUUUCGCCAGCUUCAAGGCCGAGUGUCUUUGCGAGGAGGGCUGGAAUAUGUCCUACAACAAGUUGGGUAUCACGGUGUGGAGCCAGUCUCUGGAGGCAGGGAAGUCCGUCCACAAAAUCAAGUGUCGGAUGGUGUGUAAGGACGUGUCAGCUGAGACUAUGUACGACGUUCUCCAUGACAUUGAAUACAGGAGGAAAUGGGACACAAACGUCAUCGAGACUUUUGAUAUCGGGAAACUCACGGUCAACGCGGAUGUUGGUUACUACUCAUGGAAGUGUCCAAAACCUCUUCGGAACCGUGAUGUCAUCACGCUUCGCUCCUGGCUGCCAAUAGGGAAAGAUUACAUCAUCAUGAACUACUCCGUUAAACAUGCCAAAUACCCUCCUAAAAAGGAAAUGGUGCGAGCUGUGUCAAUUAUGACUGGCUACAUGAUCCAGAGCCAGGGGCCCAAUAACUGUACCCUCACGUACAUGGCCCAGGUAGAUCCACGAGGUUCAUUACCCAAGUGGGUUGUCAACAAGUCUUCCCACUAUCUUGCUCCUCGUGCAAUGAAGAAGAUUAACAAGGCCUGUUUGAAAUAUUCAGAGUGGAAGCAGAGACACAACCCUGGCUUCAAACCCUGGCUCUACCCCGAACAGACUACAUUGCCCAGCAUCCCGCUCUCUGAGCUCAGCAUCCAGCGAGCUGAGAGCCUGGAGAAUAUUGAUGAGAGCUCUCUGGCUGAGGCCCAGGAGAGAGAAGACAGCGACUAACACAUACACACACAAACACACAAACACACACACACACACACACACACACACACACACACACACACACAAACACACAAAAUCAAACAGUAAUGCAGGGAUACAUGCAUGCCUGAUAGAUGUAGAUGUGAUCCUGUACGUGUGUGUGUAUAUAUACGCAUUCACAUACAGUCUUGAUUCCAUGCUGUACAUGCAUUUGCAUAUGCAGACAUACUAACAGGCACAUGUAUGUAAGCAUUCAUGCACACAGACCAACUCAUACUUCACCAACUUGAUCCCAUACUUGCAUACAUAAUGUAUGAUCACGCACAUAUACGAACAUGUAUCAUAGAUGCACUCACAGAUACACACCCACCCACUCACAAGGGGCUGCAAGACUACUUAUUUUUUUUCCAGUAAACUAAUAUGUAACAUAUUCAAAUCAAGUGGUUGUAAAUGUGAUUUUUCAUACCUGUUCAAGAGAUAUCCGUUUUCUAAUCGGGACCUAUGCAGAUUAUCAUAGCAAAGUAUUUUUCCAUUAAGAUUUACUGUUCAAAUAUCCUUAUCCUGUUGUCAUUGGAUUUCAAAAUUAUACUUUCCUCCUAGGAAGACACUGGUGCAACCCCUAAAGGUCAUGUGUACAGUAAGAACAUACCUGUGCAGACAUACAGACACACACCAUUCAUAAAUACUACAUUUAUGCACUCAGACAUGUAUACACACUAGGUUUGUAUCUUUCAGCCCAUGUUGUCCCUCUGUCACUCAUUAUGUGUCUCUGUCAUGUUUUGUAAGCACAUAAUAAAUAUGCAGGUGUGCAGAAGGCAGCUGGAACCCCUAACCCAACCUGCAACCCCCUCUCUCUCUCACACACACACAAAAACACACAUACAGAUUUUACACUCACUCGUACUGUCUGCUCCUCUGUUUGAGAGUUGUAUGAAUGUAUGUAGAGUUUAAAAAUUAAAUACAGAUUCCUACAAAGGUUUUCAAAUUUCA
This is a messenger RNA of Lates calcarifer (barramundi perch), 2475 nucleotides long. RefSeq names its product StAR-related lipid transfer (START) domain containing 10 (gene stard10). Lineage: Eukaryota; Metazoa; Chordata; Actinopteri; Centropomidae. The coding region runs from base 715 to 1503 and encodes 262 amino acids. The record is from RefSeq and is a predicted model, not a curated record. Gene Ontology annotation, molecular function: lipid binding. The transcript has 6 exons.